Molecule: messenger RNA, 11069 nt
Organism: Melopsittacus undulatus (budgerigar)
Lineage: Eukaryota; Metazoa; Chordata; Aves; Psittaciformes; Psittaculidae
Gene: SPEN
Product: spen family transcriptional repressor
Exons: 15
Coding region: 62-10735 (3557 amino acids)
Biological process (GO): regulation of transcription by RNA polymerase II
Cellular component (GO): nucleus
Molecular function (GO): mRNA binding
Source: RefSeq, a predicted model, not a curated record
CGCGGGGAUAGGCGGCAGCGAGCCGGGGCAGGGGCGGCGGGCUCGCCCCGCGCCGCGCAGCAUGGUGCGGGAAACCAGGCACCUCUGGGUGGGCAACCUGCCGGAGAACGUGCGUGAGGAGAAGAUCAUCGAGCACUUCAAGCGAUAUGGACGUGUCGAAAGUGUCAAAAUCCUCCCUAAGAGGGGGUCGGAAGGUGGAGUGGCAGCGUUUGUGGAUUUUGUGGACAUCAAAAGUGCGCAGAAGGCACACAACUCUGUCAACAAAAUGGGAGAUAGAGACCUCCGGACGGAUUAUAAUGAACCAGGAACCAUUCCCAGUGCUGCUCGGGGAUUGGAUGAUACAGUUUCCAUAGCAUCUCGUAGUAGAGAGGUUUCUGGGUUCAGAGGAGGUGGUGGGGGGCCCACUUACGGCCCCCCCCCAUCGCUUCAUGCACGGGAAGGACGUUAUGAGCGGAGACUUGAUGGGGCUUCAGAUAACAGGGAGCGUGCUUAUGAACAUAGUGCCUAUGGACACCAUGAGCGGGGGACGGGAGGAUUUGAUCGGACGAGACAUUACGAUCAGGAUUACUAUAGAGAUCCUCGAGAGCGGACUUUACAACACGGGCUCUAUUAUACUUCUCGGAGUCGAAGUCCAAACCGUUUUGAUGCUCACGACCCCCGUUACGAACCUAGGGCCCGGGAGCAGUUUACAUUGCCCAGUGUGGUACACAGGGAUAUCUACAGGGAUGAUAUUACACGGGAGGUACGAGGCAGAAGGCCGGAGAGGAAUUACCAGCACAGCAGGAGCCGGUCGCCGCACUCAUCGCAGUCCAGGACACAGUCCCCACAGCGCCUGGCCAGCCAGGCAGCCAGACCCACCCGCUCCCCCAGCGGCAGCGGCUCCCGGAGCAGGUCUUCCAGCAGCGACUCCAUCAGCAGCAGCAGCAGUACCAGCAGCGACAGCAGCGACUCCAGCAGCAGCUCCAGCGACGAGUCCCCGGCACGGUCAGUGCAGUCCACAGCAGUCCCAGCACCCGCAGCCCAGCUGCUUCCAUCGCUGGAGAAGGAUGAACCCCGGAAAAGCUUUGGGAUCAAGGUUCAAAAUCUUCCAGUGCGCUCAACAGAUACAAGCCUUAAAGAUGGACUUUUCCAUGAAUUCAAGAAGUAUGGAAAGGUGACGUCGGUGCAGAUCCACGGGGCUUCUGAGGAGCGCUAUGGACUGGUGUUCUUCCGGCAGCAGGAGGACCAGGAAAAAGCACUAAAUGCCUCAAAAGGAAAACUUUUCUUUGGCAUGCAGAUUGAAGUCACAGCCUGGAUAGGACCAGAAACAGAAAGCGAGAAUGAAUUUCGUCCUUUGGAUGAGAGGAUAGAUGAGUUCCACCCGAAAGCAACAAGAACCCUCUUUAUUGGCAACCUGGAGAAAACAACCACCUACCAUGACCUCCGCAACAUCUUCCAGCGCUUUGGUGGGAUAGUGGAUAUCGACAUUAAGAAAGUGAAUGGUGUUCCUCAGUAUGCAUUCCUGCAGUACUGUGAUAUUGCAAGUGUGUGUAAAGCCAUUAAGAAGAUGGAUGGGGAAUAUCUUGGAAAUAACCGGCUCAAGCUGGGGUUUGGGAAGAGCAUGCCUACAAACUGCGUGUGGUUAGAUGGGCUUUCUACCAACGUCACAGAUCAGUAUUUAACCCGACAUUUCUGCCGAUACGGGCCUGUGGUGAAGGUGGUGUUUGACCGCUUAAAAGGCAUGGCCCUGGUUCUCUACAAUGAGAUUGAAUAUGCACAAGCAGCUGUAAAAGAGACCAAGGGGAGGAAAAUCGGUGGGAAUAAAAUUAAGGUGGACUUUGCAAAUCGAGAAAGUCAGUUGGCAUUUUAUCAUUCCAUGGAGAAAACGGGUCAAGAUAUCAGAGACUUUUAUGAAAUGCUGGCAGAAAGAAGCAGGGAUGAGCGAAGAGGAUCUUACGAGUACGCCCCUGAUCGUACUUACUACGAGACUGUUCGGACUCCAGGGACGUAUCCUGAAGAUCCUCGUCGAGAAUACCCAGCUCGAGGCCGAGAAUUUUACGCGGAGUGGGAUCCCUACCAAGGAGACUACUAUGACCCACGCUACUACGACGACCCACGCGAGUACAGGGAUUACAGGGGCGAUCCUUACGAGCAGGACAUAAGGGAGUACAGUUACAGGCAACGGGAGAGAGAGCGGGAGAGGGAACGGUUUGAAUCUGAUCGGGACAGAGACCACGAACGGAGACCCAUUGAGCGGAGCCAAAGCCCGACGCACUCCCGGCGCCCGCAGAGCCCCGGAGCAUCCCCGUCGCAGUCGGAGCGGCUGCAGAGCGAUUCCGAGAGGAGGAUUUACAGCAGGUCAUCGGAUCGCAGCGGCAGCUGCAGCUCUCUGUCCCCUCCGCGAUACGACAAACUCGACAAAGCCCGCAUGGAACGUUACUCAAAAAACGAGAAGGCGGAGAAGGAGCGAGUGUUCGACCAGGAAAGGGUGGACAAGGAGAAACGCCUGGUGAGGAAGGAAAAGCCAGAAAAACUGGAAAAGGAAAAGACUGAUAAGCAAAAACGGAAAGCAAAAAUCCAUUCGCCCAGCUCUCAGUCUUCUGAAACGGAUCAGGAGAAUGAGAGAGAGCCCAGCCCUGAAAAACUGAAGGGUAACAGUAAACAGAGUAAAGAGAGAGGUGACAAAGAAGGGACAGCAAAAAACCGCCUGGAACUAAUGCCCUGUGUCGUGUUGACCCGAGUAAAAGAAAAGGAAGGGAAGGUUAUUGAUCAGCCUGCUCUGGAGAAACUGAGAGCAAAGCUUGACAAUGACACCAUGAAGUCCCCACUUCUUGAGCAGAAAACACAGACAUCUCAAGCUGAGCAAACCAAGUCUGAUCAGUCUAAACUGGAACCUGCCAGAACCAAGGUACAAAAGGAGAAAGCCCUUGCCAGUCACGUAGAAGUUGUGGAUAAGGAGGGAAAACUGAAACCCAAAAAGCACUUGAAGGCAGAGCAAACUUCUGAGGGGGCCAGUGUGGUGGAUUUAGACAAGUUGGAGGCUCGUAAAAGGCGUUUUGCUGAUGCGAAUCCGAAGCCUGACAGGCAAAAACUGGAAGCAAAAAGAAGCAGCCAGGAUGAGGAAGAUGCACGUAUGGUUUUGAAGAAGCAGCUUGACACAACAGCUUCAUCUAGAGAAGCCACCUUGUUAAGGGAAGGAGAAUUGGAGAGAAAACCCCUGAGGAAGGAGAUGCUUAAAAGGGAAUCUAAGAAACUCAAACUGGAAAGACUUAUUCCCGUUACCAGCCCCAAAGAAAUACAGGAGACUCUUAAUGUCAGUGGGAUCGGCAUGCGUCCCACCCUGGAUCUGCAGGCGAGGCUCAUGGAGGCAGCUGAUGAACCAGCAGAGGUUCAGGAGCUCUCUGCUAAAAAACUGAACCCAGUAAAACCGCAGCAUAAGCAGGUACAGCUCCUAGAUGAUCAGGGCACAGAGAGAGAGGACACAAGGAAAAAUUACUCCAGUCUUCCUGAAGACACACCUGAGCAUAAACUUGGCCAAGAGAAACCUCAGUCAGCUGAUACGGAGGAGAAAAUCGGCAUUGACAUCGACCACACGCAAAGCUACAGGAAACAAAUGGAGCAGAGUCGCAGGUUGAAACAGCAGCUGGAAAUGGAGAUCGCCAAGUCUGAGAAGUUUGGCAGUCCAAAGAAAGAUGUGGAUGAAUAUGAAAGACGGAGCUUGGUCCAUGAGGUGGGAAAACCACCGCAAGACGUCACUGAUGACUCUCCACCAAGUAAAAGGAAAAAGACUGACCAGUUUGACUUUGAAAUCAGCACUAAAAGAGAGAGGAACUACAGAAGUUCUCGUCAGGUGAGUGAGGACUCUGAGAGGACAUCCUGUUCUCCUAGCAUCAGGCACUUCCCUUUCCAUGAAGAUGAUGACACACUCGAUUCUCCGAGGCUAAUGCCAUUGAAGGAAACCAAAGAGUCACCCAAAAUAGAAGAAAAGGGUCUUUCAUACUCCAACAUGACUGUGAGGGAGGACUCACUGAAAUUCAAUCCUUAUGAUUCCAGCAGAAGGGAGCAGAUGGCAGAAAUGGCUAAAAUAAAACUCUCUGUACUGAGUUCUGAAGAUGACUCGAGUAGGUGGGAAACACAAGUGAAGCAGGAGCCUGGGAGAGUCGAUAUCAGCUUUCCAAGCAGCAUCGUCAAGAGAGACAGCAUACGCAAGCGCUCUGUCCGAGACCUGGAGCCUGGGGAGGUGCCUUCAGAUUCAGAUGAUGACAGUGAAAACAAGUCCCAUUCCCCCAAAGCCUCGUCCUUGUUAGAGAGUUCCAGGUUGUCUUUUUUAUUAAGGGACAGGGAAGAAAAGUUACGUGAAAGAGAGGAAAGACUGUCAAGUUCUUUAGAAAGAAACAAAUUUUACUCUUUUGCAUUGGACAAGACAAUCACACCAGACACCAAGGCCUUGCUGGAAAGAGCUAAAUCUCUGUCUUCCUCCAGAGAAGAAAACUGGUCCUUUCUAGAUUGGGAUUCAAGAUUUGCUAGUUUUAGAAACAAUAAAGACAAAGAGAAGGUUGACUCGGCUCCCAGACCUAUUCCAUCUUGGUAUAUGAAAAAGAAAAAGAUCAGGACUGAUUCAGAAGGUGGAAAACUGGAUGAUAAGAAGGAAGAUCAUAAAGAGGAGGAACAAGAGAGACAGGAACUGUUUGCUUCUCGUUUUUUGCAUAGUUCAAUCUUUGAACAGGAUUCCAAACGCCUGCAGCACCUAGAGAGAAAAGAUGAUGAUCUCGACUUCAUCUCUGGUAGAUUGUAUGGGAGGCAGUCCUCCUCCGAUGGGACCAACAGCACGGCUGACCUGGUGCAAGAGCCAGUGGUUCUCUUCCACAGUAGAUUUAUUGAACUGACACGAAUGCAGCAGAAAGAAAAAGAGAAAGAUCAGAAACCAAAAGAAGUGGAAAAACAGGAAGAUAAAGAAAACCGGCCUAAAACACCGGACACUGUACCUGAUAGUAAAGAACCAGAACAUAAAACUCCCUCAGUGGUCAGUCCCUCUUCAGUCACUGUCAUGCCACAGGAACCAGCACCAGUUGCUUCUGAGAAGGUAGUGAAUGAAAAGGUAGUGGUGGAAACAGCUUCUGUGAAGGAAGAAAAAGCUUCUGAACCUGCUUCUGCAGCAGAGGAGCAAAAACCUUUCCCUGAACUUGCUGCUCCUGUCAAAAUGGAGCCACUCGAGCAAACGGAACCCCUGCCAGUUGUAGAAGCCAGUAAAGAAGUUGUUGCUACAACCCUGGCACCGGAGGAAGAUGCUGUGGCAACAGAGCACCCUUCAUACUUGGAUACCAAGCCUCCUACACCUGGAUCUUCAUAUUCCCAAGCAGACAGUGUAGAUCCAGAACCUGAAGCUGCCCAGUUAAUUCCACCUCCAGCCAAGCUGGUUCCAAAGUCCGAGGAAGCUGCUGAACCUAAAGAAGAAAAUCCUCCACCUUCUGCCAGCGCCGAUGCUGGUGUGAAUCAGAAGGUGGAGGUGGCUGCCGAGGUCCUGCCGCCUGUUUCUGACAACGAUAUGGAAGUUGAAACUCCGGUUGUGGUAAAAGAUAAGAAGUCCUACAAGAGUAAACGCUCCAAGACUCCCGUGCAGUCAGCUGCAGCUAACGUGCUGGAGAAGCCUGUCACGAGGAAGAGCGAAAGGAUUGACCGUGAAAAGCUCAAGAGGUCGAGCUCUCCUCGUGGAGAGACACAGAAGCUUUCUGAAUUGAAAGUGGAGGCUGAGAAGGUUUCGAGGAACGCUGCUAAAUCCCCAAGUUCUGCUGCAGAGCCAGAAAACGUGGAGCCAAGCUUGCCUAUAGGCCGGACCAGGCGCAGGAACGUGAGGUCAGUCUAUGCUACCACAGGGGACAAUGAAGGCCCUUCUCCAGUGAAGGACUCUGUGGAGGUCACUCGAUCCACCAGGAAGAGAGGGGAAAAGGAACCACAGGAAGCAGCGACAACGGUUCCUACGACCCCGAGGAGGGGAAGACCUCCCAAAACCCGCCGUAAGCCAGAGGAGGACAUCUCUCCAAUAAAGACAGAAGCUGCUCAGCAGGAGGUGGAGGAGGCUGAUGCUAAAGAUGCUGUGGAAGCUCCUAAGCCUGCUGAAGGUUGGAGGUCUCCUCGAUCCCAGAAGCUAACACACAGUCACUCCUCAGCUGCAGCCAGCCAACAGGGGAAGAAGGGGAAGAAUGAACCAAAAGCUGAUGCAUCGGCUGAAUCUGAAGAUGCUGCUGAAAGGAGCGGUCAGGAAUCAAGUGUUGGUGACAACGGCAAUAAAGCAAAAGUGACUGAGAAAGAGCCGGCAGCAAGUGAGCAGAAACGGGACAGGAAAGAACUGGAUGUGGAGAAAACCCAGCUGGAAAUCCCCACAGUUGAGAUCAUUGAGAAGAAGUCGGCACCAGAAAAGGUUACGAAAUCCAAAAGGGGAAGAUACAAAAAUACCAAAACCGUUGUAGACAAAGCAUCCGUGUGUCUAAAAAAUGUGGAAAUACGCCUCAAUGUGGAUGAAGUCAAGGGCGCUUUGCGGCCGACUGAGGACGAGGCAGAGCCAGUGGCAGUGUCACCGGCCAAAAUGAAGAGCCCCCCGAAAGAGGACAUCUUGGCACCUCAUUUUGCUAAGAACGAGGUAGAAGAUUCAUUCCCAGAGACGGAAAAGGAGGUGAUCCGAGAACCCAAGCAGUCCCCCGAAGCUGCCCAGUUGGCAAAACAGAUUGAACUGGAGCAGGCUGUGGAGAACAUCGCAAAGCUCACCGAAACUCCUCCGUCCAUUGCUGCCUACAAAGAGCCACAGGCAGAUGUGCCUGAAGUUCGUCAGGAGGAGGAGGGAGAUAAACCCGCGCAUCAGGCCAGUGAAACGGAGCUGGCAGCGGCCAUUGGCUCCAUCAUUAAUGAUAUCUCUGGGGAGACAGAAAGUUUUCCUGCACCCCAGACGUAUCCUGCUGAAUCGGAAGCUGAAAUUGCCACCGAGCCCUUGGCAAUGCCGUCCCCUCAGGAGGAGAUGGAGCCCGAGACGGAUCAGGCAGUGAACAAUAUCCUAGAAACUGAGGCUGUCAUGGAGCCUGCAGUGCAGCCGCUUCCCAGCUCUGCCCCAUCCAUGGUAGAAGUGGAGAGCAAGGAGACUGAAGUCAGCUUCAGCGAAUCCUCCAACUCUGCGCAGGAGACGGAGACCUUGCAGGAGGCUGAAGUUGCUCGGAAGGAAAAGGGCCGUCAGAAAACCACACGGCAGCGGCGCAAAAAGAGUACGGGCAGAAAGGGGGAUGCUGCUGAAGUCAGCGCCUUUGAGCCGGAGAGGCUGCAGAGCAAGUCACCCCCCGCCAGCGAAGUCAAGGCAAAGCCUGAAGAAGUCUUGAAGGAGGAAAAGCAAACAAAAGCCGUGGCUCAGGUGUCCGUGGAGCCAAGUGCUUCUGACACAGGCAAGGCUGCAGCUGCUGACAUUGUGGCCGCACAUGAAGCUGUUGCCGAGAGCAGUAUGUCUCCAAAAGCACCAACUCCAGCUCCUCUGGACCUGGCCUCCCCACCAGUCCCCCUCGAGGAGGGCAGCCAGAGCGGGUUUAAGAUACGGUCACCUAUGGAGAACGUGCCCAUCACGCCACCGAGUGCCCCAAACACUGCCCUUGCUGCAGUCCCCUCGGCCGUGGCAGCAGCCAAGCUGCCCACCCCAGUGCCCGCCACCAUCGUGCCCUUUCACUCCGGUGCUGCCAAGGUCCCAGAGUGGAUGGUGAGGCACGAGGAGCCCCGUGCCCGUUCCACGCCUCCACCUGCUCUCCCGCCGGACACGAAGGCGUCUGAUAUCGACACAAACUCCAGCACUUUGAGGAAGAUCCUCAUGGAGCCCAAGUAUGUCUCAGCCACGAGCAUAACCUCCACACAUGUGACGACGACACACGCCGAGCCGGUGAGCGCGCCUUGUCUGGAGGAGGCACCUCUCCACCCCGCCAUUGAGGCCAUAAAGCCUGUUUCAGAGGAGAAGCCAGCAGUUCCCAUCACCAACGCCUUGGACCCACCGGUGGCCGAGGCACCCGUGUUUGGUGAGAAGGAGAAGAUGAGCACAGUGAUUGCUCCCAAAGCCACUUCUGUUAUAAGCAGGAUGCCCCACAGUGUGGAUCUGGAGGAGGCUCCCAGGAUCACCUUGGUGAAGCAAGCUCCCCAAACCCAGACAUGUCUGGUCAAUGCUCCUUCACCAAAAUUCAAGCAGAGGCCAAGCACAAAUGAUAACAGCAGGUUUCACCCGGGGUCCAUGUCUAUCAUCGAGGAGAGGCCUGUAGAGACUGGCUCCAGUCCGGGGCUGCGGGUGAACACCUCGGAAGGCGUAGUGCUUCUGAGUUACUCGGGGCAGAAGACAGAAGGCCCUCAGCGGAUUAGUGCCAAGAUCAGCCAGAUCCCCCCUGCCAGUGCGGUGGAUAUCGAGUUUCAGCAGUCUGUGUCCAAGUCUCAGAUUAAACAGGAACCCAUCACACCAUCUCAGCCAACGCCGAAAGCCUCCCAGACCUCGGCAGGCUACGGGACUGUUUCCACCCAUUCUUCUUUGGUACUAGGAACACAGCCUUAUAACACGUCACCCGUCAUCUCCUCCAUUAAACAGGAGAAGUCCGACUCGUCCCACCUUUCUGUCCAGACUCCAGCGUCUCAGCCUGGGAAGGUCCUCACACAGACUGUGAACACUCCACCCGUACUCGUCCAUAACCAGAUGGUUGUGAACAAGAAACUCUCUGACCCAGCCGCUCUGAAAGUGGAGACCAAGACUCUGCAGCCCUCCACCUUGAGUCCUGGGGUUAGUCCUCACCACCCUUCCCUCUCUGGGAAGAUGCAUUCGGAAGCGAACCACGUCAGCUCGGGACCCAGCACCCCCACUGACCGGGCCAUCUCCCACCUGGGGGUCACCAAACAGGAGCCGCAUUCACCGCGCACGAGUGGGCACUCGCCAUCGCCGUUCCCCCGCACUUGUCAUCCUGGCAGUACCUCGUCCCCGGCAUUAUCCAGCAGCACCCCGGUCAUGCUGGCGCCGGGAAUUCCCGUUCCCCAGUACAUAUCCAGCAUGCAUCCCGAGCAAUCUGUUAUCAUGCCCCCUCACAGCGUAACACAGACUGUGUCCCUGGGCCAUCUGUCCCAAGGCGAGGUGAGGAUGAACACCCCUCCUCUCUCCGGCAUCCCUUACGGCAUCCGCCCGGAAGCGCUCCACUCCCCCCGAGCUGCUCUGCAACCCCAGAUAGAGAUCAAAACCCAGCGAUCCAGCACCCCCCAGCCAGCUCCAAUACGAGACAUUGUCAUGCCUCCUCUGUCCUCUCAGCAUCCCCCCGAGGAGGAGAUGCACUACCACCACACCACGGUGUGCCGAGGGCCAGCCCCCGUCCAGUCCGACGUGCUGGUGAUGCAGCCGGAUUACCGCAUGCACCCCACGAGCAUCAGGCUCGACCAGUACAACGUGCCCCGGGACGUGCGGAUGAUCAUGCACCCGCACAUGGCUGCCGUGGGCGAGCACCACUCGGAGACGAGACAAUCCCGAACGCCCGAAGGGGCUGUGAAGACUCCUCCUGUCAGUAAAACCCCCCAGCCUGGGAAGGAGACCCCCAAAUCCUCGGAAGGGAAGCUGGCUCAUUCACCACACAGUGAGCCCCGGCUCCUCAGCGUCCCCUCCAGCAGCCAGCUGCCUGGACUGCCCCUGUCGCAGCCGGUGGUGGUACCCCAUGGGGUACAGAUCAUGCACCCCGCAGGGAGCUCCUUCCACGACUACCGGUCCGUGUACGGUGACAUGAGGAACUACCACACCGCGGCACAGCUCGGGCAUCCUCAGUUCCCCGGCGCCUCGCCCAUUGGGCUGCCUUCCCGGAGUAUGACCCCGUCUCAGGGUCUGUCGGAGGGCGAGCACUCACACCCCAGCCAGCCAGUUCGCAGCAAGACCCCUCAGAUCCCUCAGGAUCCCAAGGGCCCAGCGGCAGCAGGGCCGGAGCAGAGUCACCACCCCACUGUAAAUAGGCAUGCAACGCAGAUAGACCCUCACGUCCACCUUCAGAGGGCACAAGGGGACACGGGCCAGACCUCCUACCCUUCGCCUGUGGCCAUUUCAAUCAAGCAGGAGCUUCCGUCACCGCACCAACCCCAGGCUGUUCCCAAGCAAUCCAUGUUUAUCCCCACAACAUCAGGAGCUGGGGCACCGCCAGGGCUGCCCCUCAGUCGCCCCGAGCCCCAGUCUGCUCUCAAACAGGAGCCGUCUCCUCACCCUGUGUCACAGAGACCUGUGGAUAUGGUUCAGCUUCUGACGAAAUACCCCAUUGUCUGGCAGGGCCUCUUGGCUCUGAAGAACGACACGGCCGCCGUUCAGCUCCACUUUGUCUCCGGUAACAACGUCCUGGCUCACCGGUCACUGCCGGCGCCUGAGGGGGGACCCCCGCUGCGCAUCGCCCAGCGCAUGCGGCUCGAGGCCUCGCAGCUGGAGGGAGUUGCCCGCAGGAUGAUGGUGGAGAGUGAUUACUGCCUGCUGCUGGCCUUGCCUUGCGGCCGAGACCAGGAGGAUGUGGUGAAUCAGACGGAGUCGCUCAAGGCUGCGUUCAUCAGCUACCUGCAGGCCAAGCAGGCUGCAGGAAUCAUCAACGUGCCCAACCCCGGCUCUAACCAGCCUGCCUACGUUCUGCAGAUCUUCCCACCCUGUGAGUUUUCAGAAAGCCACCUCUCCCGCCUGGCCCCGGACCUGCUCGCCAGCAUCUCCAACAUCUCCCCUCACCUGAUGAUCGUCAUUGCCUCCGUGUGAGCCCUUCGCCGCGCACUGACUCGAGUCGGGUUUGAGUUGAAUCCUUUCUGUUUUCUUUCUUCCAAGGCCCUGCAGCAAAAAAAAACCACAACACCCCCUCCCCAACCAACCAAACCAACCCCCAACGAGCCCCCCAAAAACCACCCAGAAAAAACAGAAUUUUGGUAAAAAAUACCAAUAAAAAGCAAGAGAGAAAGGAAUGAACCAAGAAAAUGCUGCCAGAUACCAGCCUCCUGCCCUGACCGGCCUCGAUCAAACUGUCGCUGGGGAGCUGCUCCCCUGGAUGUUUACAUAUUGCUUUAGCUUAUGGACAACGGCUGCACUCAGCAGGCGC